AUGGAGGACAGGCCAGCGACAGAAGUAGUGCAGGAGAACCAAGAAGCAACGGCUUUGAUCGCAAGGGAGUGUCAGGCUGUGGAUGAGAAGCAGGACACGAAUGUCCUAGAGGCAAUGGAAGGAGUGGAGCAAGGGUCCCGCCCGCCUUCACCACCGAGUUCAGGUGCCGCCACACCGACGUUGAGGAGACUGCCAUGUCCAGACAGACUGUGGCCAAGAUACCCACCCGCUAAUUACGGUGCGGCAACCAGAGGAACUUUGUUCCGCAGUGCCUACCCUGCGGAUCGUAACAUCGAGUUCCUGGAGUGUCUGGAUAUCAAGAGCGUACUCUGCCUCGUUGACACAGAGCCAUCAGUGCUCUACUCUCGCUGGAUCGAGGACAACAACAUCAAGCGCCACCGGGUGGACAUUGCUCCCAAUAAAGAGGGCAAGCCUGGAACUUCAGGGGAGUCCUUGUGCGAGGCGCUGCUCAUCGUACUCGAUGCGGAGAACUAUCCUCUGCAUAUCCAUUGCAACCAGGGCAAACAUAGAACCGGCUGCUUGAUUGCGUGCUUGCGAAAGAUCCAGCGACGGCCAAUGUGCGACAUUCUGCUUGAGUACUACACUUAUGCAUACCCGAAAGCUAGACCAGGAGAUGUCGAGCUAAUCAAGGCCUUUGAUCCUGAGGCGGUUUUCGACUAUGCGAAAACGCAUGGAUAUCUGGAAAAGCAGUCGUUCAUGAAACGGAUGGACUCGAUGAUUGUAAAUGUGGAUGGCCUGGCUGAGGCAUUAUCGAGCAAUGCCGCUUUGGACUCCGGGAUGUCAAUAGCCUCGACCUGGUCUGCAUACAGCACCAGCAGCUCAGAGCAUGGCCUGCAAAUGUCUGGGAGUGGCAAGAUAGAAUUGCUAGAGAACGGCAGGCCGUCGUUAAGCAGAACCAGCUCGCAAGACUCCAUUGCUACACUGUCGGGUGUAAGUGGGCAGUCUGAAGACCACGAUACUGGCGACUCAGACAUCCACAGUCCGUCUUCGAGUGUCGUGGAGCUGGCGUACGAGGACAUGACACCGCCACCCGAUGCAGAAUGCAAGGCGUUGGGAAGUCAAUAA
This is a messenger RNA of Recurvomyces mirabilis, 1086 nucleotides long. RefSeq names its product tyrosine-protein phosphatase siw14 (gene SIW14). NCBI's taxonomy places the organism in Eukaryota, Fungi, Ascomycota, Dothideomycetes, Mycosphaerellales, Teratosphaeriaceae. Gene Ontology annotation, biological process: dephosphorylation. The coding region runs from base 1 to 1086 and encodes 361 amino acids. The transcript is spliced from 3 exons. The record is from RefSeq and is a predicted model, not a curated record. Gene Ontology annotation, cellular component: cytoplasm. Gene Ontology annotation, molecular function: inositol diphosphate tetrakisphosphate diphosphatase activity; phosphatase activity.